This is a messenger RNA of Nothobranchius furzeri (turquoise killifish), 3249 nucleotides long. It is a transcript of the gene ranbp9, whose product is annotated as RAN binding protein 9. NCBI's taxonomy places the organism in Eukaryota, Metazoa, Chordata, Actinopteri, Cyprinodontiformes, Nothobranchiidae. The record is from RefSeq and is a predicted model, not a curated record. Gene Ontology annotation, molecular function: protein binding.
AAUCACAUUCACGGAUAACGCUUCGACAACAAACAAAAGAUCGAGCCUAGCUGAGCUCAUUUUACUUUGUCGAAGCGCCUAGUCCAACGUUUCUAGUCACUUUGCUCUUUGCACAGACUUAUUUGUUUGUGUUUCAGCUACUUUCAUCAGCUCCUAUGCGGCAGAUAUCGUCCUCUUCCUGUCUCUAUUUGUGGCUUUGUGUAAGCUAAUGUCAACCUGAUCUGUUCCAGCGAUCGCUUUGCCUUUGCUGGCCAAGCUAAAGCCGUUAGCCAGGUUAGCUGCUUGGCCAACCAGCUCUGGCUGCCUCCGUGCGAACAGCGAAGCCAGUUAGCUUAGCCUGCUAGCUAGCUUUGCUAAAACAUCCUUUAAAACUUGACACUGACUGACUCCAGUGCUUCUGGCUUGCUAGUGACAAGCCACUUUUACUGAACGCCGUGUCGUAGUCAUGUCCGGACAGACGACGGGUUGUGGGUUUCUGAUGUCGGUUGUUGUCCAUGGAGACUCGGCUCUGAACGAGCAGGAAAAGGAGCUCAACCAGCGACUUCGACGGCUCUAUCCAGCCGUUAAUGAAAACGAGACCCCGCUCCCGCGGUCCUGGAGCCCAAAGGACAAGUUCAGCUACAUCGGGUUGUCUCAGAACAAUCUCCGUGUACACUAUAAAGGUCAUGGCAAAACCCCCAAGGAUGCAGCAUCUGUACGGGCCACUCACCCCAUCCCAGCGGCCUGUGGGGUCUACUACUUUGAGGUGAAGAUUAUCAGUAAAGGCAGAGAUGGGUACAUGGGAAUUGGCCUCUCAGCUCAGGGUGUAAAUAUGAACCGACUCCCUGGCUGGGACAAGCACUCAUAUGGUUAUCACGGAGACGAUGGCCACUCCUUCUGCUCCUCUGGCACCGGGCAACCCUACGGACCUACAUUUACAACGGGCGAUGUGAUUGGCUGCUGCGUUAACCUCAUCAACAACACCUGCUUUUACACAAAGAACGGCCACAGCCUAGGUAUCGCCUUCACAGACUUACCACCUAACUUGUACCCGACCGUCGGCCUUCAGACUCCAGGGGAGGUGGUGGAUGCAAACUUUGGCCAGCACCCGUUUGUGUUUGACAUUGAGGACUACAUGCGAGAGUGGAGGACAAAAAUCCAGGCCCAGAUCGACAGAUGCCCCAUCGGGGAGCGUGAGGGUGAAUGGCAGUCCAUGAUCCAAAAGAUGGUGGCUUCAUACCUGGUGCACCACAGCUACUGCGCUACGGCCGAAGCCUUCGCCAAAUCCACCGACCAGGCCGUACACGAGGAGCUGGCCUCCAUCAAAAACCGACAAAAGAUCCAGAAGUUGGUGUUGUCAGGUAGAAUGGGUGAAGCCAUCGAGACCACCCAGCAGCUCUACCCCAGCCUCUUGGAGAGAAACCCAGACCUCCUCUUCAUGCUCAAGGUGAGACAGUUCAUAGAGAUGGUGAAUGGGACAGACAGUGAGGUGAGGUGUCUCGGAGGUCGCAGCCCAAAGUCUCAGGACAGUUACCCCGGUUCCCCCCGCUCCUUCAGCAGCCCCAGCCACAAAGCCAGCAGCUCCCAGCCCUACCUCACAGGGUUUGACAGCAACUGCUGUAAUGGAGUCACAUCUAAUAAGAGCCACAGCUCCUCCCCUCACAGUCACAAGCCCUGCUCUGGCUCCACCCUUCAAGGUUCUGACAUUAGUCUGAACGGUAGCCAGCAGCCCAUCACCAGUAACGACGUGGAGAUGGAGGUGGAUCACUUCACCAACGGAGUGACAGAAUCUUCCUCCAAUGGGUUCCUGAACGGUACCUCCAAACAUGCCGCAGAACCUGAAGACUGUGACGCAGACAUGGAGGUGGAGUCAGCCCAGUCCAAGAGGCAGCUGUGUGGCGGGAGCCAGGCGGCCAUUGAGAGAAUGAUCCUCUUCGGCAGGGACCUCCAGAGCAUGAGUGAACACCUCCGCCGGGAGUGUGGCAAGAACUCUGCCAACAAGAAGAUGUUGAUGGAUGCAUUCAGCCUGCUGGCCUACUCCGACCCCUGGAACAGCCCGGUCGGCUACCAGCUGGACGCCGUUCAGAGAGAGCCGGUCUGCUCCACUCUCAACAGUGCAAUACUAGAAACUCACAACCUUCCCAAGCAGCCCCCCCUGGCCCAGGCAGUGGGUCAGGCCGCCCAGUGCCUCGCCAUCAUGGCUCGAACUGGCAUCGGCUCCUGCGCCUUCGCCUCCGUGGACGAUUACCUGCACUAGCCACACACACACACACACACACACACACACACACACACACACACACACACACACACACACACACACACACACACUCUAAAGGCCGUCCAGAAAUGUCUUCCUCCAUUUCAUCUAUCAGUGUAGUCUGACUAGCUGAGGAGAUGUCCUCUGUAGGACUUAGGAGAAUGUAAACCCUCUCACUCGCUGUCUGUUCUGCUUGUAGAAACCAACACGACACCUCUGAGGGUCGGGGGUCAUUUCUGGACACCUCUUUAGAAAUCCCACAACAUACUUGUAAAAUUAACACACACACACACACUGCUUCCUUUUCAUCGGAUAUAAGAAAAAAACGAAGCCUCCACCUCUGAUGCUCCAUCCUGCAGCUCCUGGAGGCUGCAGUCAUGACGAUGGGGGAACCGCAGACCAACAUCAAAAUACCUUGAGACCAACUGAUGUGGACUCACAGCAGCACUCUCUCUCUCUCCCUCUCACACACACACACACAAUGUUGGGAGGGUAGCUCGACAAAAACAAAACCCUGAAGAAGCUGAAAGGAUGGUGUGUGAGGGAGGGGGAAGAAAAACUCAAAGGGGUGUGAGGCCAUCAUGGCUGACGACGCUUACCGUAAUCCCUGUAAACCUGGCUCACACACACAGGGAGGUGGACACCUGCUGGUUUGAGUCCCGCUCCACCAAGGCGCGCUGAGUGCUCGGACCACAGCCAUCAACAGCCUCCACCCCUCCCACUGCCCCCCCACCUUCAGGACACAGGCGGAUUUGUGUGACGCAUGUGGACUUGGGACUUCGACGAAGCUGAAGGGAAUCUGCAAGUCUCGUUUUUAAUCUUCUGUUUAGUUUUUGUUUUCUUGAGCAGAGUGGGGGGUGGUGGCAAUUACUCUGCAGUCGUUUUGGUUUUUAGUUUUGUUUUCAGGUUUACAAGGCAUGGUGCAGACAAUAAUGAUAAUUAUUAUAAUUAUUUCAUGCAUUCACAGCAAAUUCCACCAACUUAUUAUAAUAAAGAUCCCAGUUCCACGA